AUGGCCGACUCAGCUUCGAAUCCGUCGUCUCCUCGCGGAAAGCGGAAACUCAAUGCAGAUGUCGAACCCUCGAGCGGCGCCACAGAUGCCCAAAGUAAGAAGCCUCGUGUCAUAGGCCCGAUUAUGCCGCCGGCGCAUAUGGUGCCUCAAGCUGAUUCGGAGGACGAAAACAACAGCAGCAGCAGCAGCAGUAGCAGCGAUGAUGACGAUGAUGGCUAUGGGCCUACUCUACCGCCGGCCAAAGGGGAUUCUGUGGCGCAAGGAGAGAAUGAUAUGUCGGAUGAAAGUGACUCAGUAGGCCCAUCGGCACCUCCAGCCUCGGAGCCGACCAAGCGUGACGACUGGAUGCUGCGCCCGCCGGACCAGCUGGAUUUCUCGUCCAGGGUUGACCCUACAAAAUUGCGCAGUCGGAAGUUUAAUACUGGAAGAGCCGCCAACGCCCCGACUGGCAAGGCGGUCGCGUCGACGUGGACGGAGACGGCUGAGGAGAAGAGAAAGCGCUUGGAAAACGAGGUGAUGGGGAUACAGGCUCCCGCGCCCUCUGGCGAAUCCAAACCGCAAGCCGAAGAUCCAUCGAGGAAGAUUUCAGAGCAGGUGAAAGAAUAUAAUGAAAAAAUUCGAAACAAAUCGCUCUACUCAAAGCACCAGACAAAGGCGUCUGACAUUGAGAAAGACGAUCCGAGUGCACGACCGUUUGACAAGGAAAAGGACAUUCGUGGCCCGACCAGAAUCAAUCAUGCGCAACGCCGAGAAUUGCUCAACAAGUCUUCUUCGAAUAUCUCCUCUCGCUUUUCCGGAGGAAAGUUUCUCUGA
Molecule: messenger RNA, 813 nt
Organism: Coccidioides posadasii C735 delta SOWgp
Lineage: Eukaryota; Fungi; Ascomycota; Eurotiomycetes; Onygenales; Onygenaceae
Source: RefSeq, a predicted model, not a curated record